AGACAGGGGGCGUCGCGGGAAUCUCGGAAGUUCCAGGGGCAGGGCACAUGUCCCGGAGUUGGGGCGCGCACUGGGUGUGGGGAUGGAAUCCUGAAUUAAUAGUAACCCCCCGUUCUCCGGACUGGGGUACAUGGGAUGGGGCCUCAUCCACCGGCCAGAUUGGGGAUCCCGGGCACCGGGCGGUGUCGGACCCCCCUCCGGGAGCCCCGUGGCCGGCGGCAUCCGAGGCGCAUGACUAGUUGGGGCCAAAGCAGCGCUCCUGCCACCUCUCUGGCUGCCCCCUAGAGCCUGCCCAUCCCGACCUGACCAAUGUCCACAGCCAGGGAGCAGCCAAUCUUCAGCACACGGGCGCACGUGUUCCAGAUCGACCCGGCCACCAAGCGAAACUGGAUCCCGGCGGGCAAGCAUGCACUCACUGUCUCCUAUUUCUACGAUGCCACCCGCAAUGUCUACCGCAUCAUCAGCAUCGGGGGCGCCAAGGCCAUCAUCAACAGCACUGUCACUCCCAACAUGACCUUCACCAAAACCUCCCAGAAGUUCGGGCAGUGGGCGGACAGUCGCGCCAACACUGUCUACGGCCUUGGCUUUGCCUCUGAACAGCAUCUGACACAGUUUGCUGAGAAGUUCCAGGAGGUGAAGGAAGCAGCCAGGCUGGCCAGGGAGAAAUCUCAGGAUGGCGGGGAGCUCACCAGUCCAGCCCUGGGGCUCGCCUCCCACCAGGUGCCCCCGAGCCCCCUCGUCAGUGCCAACGGCCCCGGCGAGGAAAAACUGUUCCGCAGCCAGAGCGCUGAUGCCCCCGGCCCCACAGAGCGGGAGCGGCUAAAGAAGAUGCUGUCUGAGGGCUCCGUAGGCGAGGUACAGUGGGAGGCCGAGUUUUUCGCGCUGCAGGACAGCAACAACAAGUUGGCAGGCGCCCUGCGAGAGGCCAACGCCGCCGCAGCCCAGUGGAGGCAGCAGCUGGAGGCUCAGCGUGCAGAGGCCGAGCGGCUACGGCAGCGGGUGGCUGAGCUGGAGGCCCAGGCAGCUUCAGAGGUGACCCCGGCCAGCGAGAAGGAGGGGCCGGGCCAGGGCCAGUCACUGGAGCAGCUGGAAGCUCUGGUGCAAACCAAGGACCAGGAGAUUCAGACCCUGAAGAGUCAGACUGGGGGGCCCCGUGAGGCCCUGGAGGCUGCCGAGCGUGAGGAGACUCAGCAGAAGGUGCAGGACCUGGAGACCCGCAAUGCGGAACUGGAACACCAGCUGCGGGCGACGGAGCGCAGCCUGGAGGAGGCACGGGCGGAGCGGGAGCGGGCGCGGGCCGAGGUGGGCCGGGCGGCACAGCUGCUGGACGUCAGGCUGUUUGAGCUGAGUGAGCUGCGUGAGGGCCUGGCCCGCCUGGCUGAGGCUGCACCCUGAGCCGGGGCUGGUUUUCCAUGAACGAUUCCGGCCUGGGUGUGGGCCAGGCUGCAGGCGGCAUAGUUGGACCCAUUUGUCCUGGAAAGGGACUGGGGGUCCCAACUUAGCCCUGGGUGGGCCGGGCCGGGCUGGGCUGGGGUGGGCCCCAGCUGGCUCUGGCUGUUGGCAGCUUGGGGGCUGUUUUUGAGCUUCUCAUUGUGUAGAAUUUCUAGAUCCCCAGAUUACAUUUCUAAGCGUG
Macaca mulatta (Rhesus monkey) is the source of this 1633-nucleotide messenger RNA. It is a transcript of the gene HOMER3, whose product is annotated as homer scaffold protein 3. Gene Ontology annotation, molecular function: G protein-coupled glutamate receptor binding. Lineage: Eukaryota; Metazoa; Chordata; Mammalia; Primates; Cercopithecidae. The record is from RefSeq and is a predicted model, not a curated record. Gene Ontology annotation, biological process: G protein-coupled glutamate receptor signaling pathway.